Molecule: messenger RNA, 3310 nt
Organism: Syngnathus acus (greater pipefish)
Lineage: Eukaryota; Metazoa; Chordata; Actinopteri; Syngnathiformes; Syngnathidae
Gene: zfr2
Product: zinc finger RNA binding protein 2
Exons: 20
Coding region: 136-3216 (1026 amino acids)
Cellular component (GO): precatalytic spliceosome
Molecular function (GO): zinc ion binding; double-stranded RNA binding; single-stranded RNA binding
Source: RefSeq, a predicted model, not a curated record
UCUCUUGUCUACUAAAGGGUUAAUAUUUUUCCCUUGAGUAAACUUGACUGCAACACAAGAUCAGAAGAUGUGAUGUCAAGCCAUAAAGUGACUCUUUGAUGACUGGCACCCCUGUACCGUACCGGAGAAGCCAAGAUGGCUGCAAGCAAUUAUUUUGGCUUUACGCAUGCAACCGGUCCCCAGUACAGUACCCAGCCUCCCCCGGUAUACUCGCAUCCCUCGACGGUCACCUACAGCGUCCAGCAGGCUCCCGCUGUGCUUCAUGCCGUCACCGCCUCUUACGCGCCGGCCACAGUGCAGGCAGCCCAGCCUGUCGUCAGCGCUGCUUACACAGGCUAUCAGACCCAACAGCCCCUUCCGGAUUACACCUACAGGCCGCCGGCCCCCCCGGUAGCCCCGGCAGCCCCGAUUCCCACCACCACGCCACAAACGUAUCAGGUUUACGCCAACGCGCAAAACAACUACAACUAUGCCCGCCCUGCUGUUGUGACCACCUAUGACAAUAAACAGUACUACCAGACAAGUAUUGUUUCAGCCCAGAGCGGUGCAACUGACAAUUACUACCAGACCGUCGGAGUGAAGAGCGCUUAUACGCCAGCCCCCACCACUGUGUACAGCCACCCGCCUCCUCCCCAGAGGCAGGUAACAACGCUGACGCCAAGCAGCUCGGUAUCCACCAGCUACAACAUCUACCCGGUGUCCAGCAGCGCACCGCAACCGCAAACACCGAUUUCGUCCUACACCCUCGGCUCCACCUUCAGCUCUCCCACUUCAGUCGCCUCCUACUCAGGCCUCAGCUACCCUAGCUAUGACUCAACUGGCUACACCUGCACAUCCGCCGCCUCUUAUUACCAGUCGGCCCAGCAGACUUUGUCCCAGCCUCAGCAGCCGCAGCAGCAGCAGCAGCCGCCGCCGCCGCCUCCGCCCCCACCCCGCCAGCCACCGAAACCGCAGCCCUCCAAGCAACUGACAAGCGCUUCCUGGAGCAAUCCCGGCAGCAACAUGGCGACGAGCUCUGUGGGGAGCGCCUACAAAAAGCCCACAUUUCAACAGAACAAGCUGCAGAGGCCCAGAGGCCCUCCCAAGCAGCCCCAGCUUCAUUACUGUGACAUUUGUAAGAUAAGCUGUGCAGGUCCUCAGACAUACCGGGAGCACCUGGAGGGCCAGAAACAUAAGAAAAAAGAAGCUGCUCUGAAAACUGGCGGUCAGACGGCGGCCUGCAAUGGGCCCAGAGGAGUCCGGACUCAUUUACGAUGCGAGUUGUGUGACGUCUCCUGCAAUGGAGUGGAUGCCUACGCUGCACACAUCCGUGGCUCCAAACACCAGAAGGUGGUAAAACUGCACACGAAGCUCGGCAAGCCAAUCCCCUCCACUGAGCCCGUGUUGGUGAACCCUGCAGCAGUCGUAACAACAUCAACGGCUGACGUGGCCUCUGUCACAAGCACUUCAACUACGAGCGCUGCACCCAAACCAGCUGUAAACACUGCCGCUAAAACAGCAUCAGCAGUCAAGAAACUAGUUCCAUCCAAAACAGUUUUCACUUCCAGUAAGCCAGCCAGCGCUCCUGCAACUGCAGCGCCCCCUGUGGCGACAGCGGCAAAAGUAGAGCAGACCAUGAAACAAGUGCCAGAGGAGGAUUGCAUCAAGGCUGUGGGCCAGGGGGACAUCCAACCAAUUGGCCAUGACUAUGUGGAGAAGGUGCUUAACGGUGAUGGCAAAGUAAUUCGCUUCCACUGUAAGUUAUGCGAGUGCAGCUUCAAUGACCCAAAUGCUAAAGACAUGCACUUGAAGGGAAGAAGGCACAGACUGCAGUACAAGAGGAAAGUGAACCCGGAGCUCCCAGUGGAGAUCAAACCUAGUAACCGAACCAGAAAGCUGCAGGAGAGCAAACUGAAGAAGGAGAAGACGCUGAUGAGACAGCAAGAUGAUGAGCAGCACUGGCACAUGGAGAGGAGUCCUCCCCGCUUGUGUAGGCGAUAUGAGGAGGACAUGUACUGGAGAAGAAUGGAGGAUGAGCAAAUGUACUGGGGGGAGCAGAGACGCAGGAUGGCUCCCCCACCACUCAUGAGCCACCCUGGUAUGCCUGUGCCCCCUCUGCUGUCGUGCGUCCGGCGGCCCGACUCACCUGACGACCGCCUUGUGAUGGCCAAACAUGCCACUAUUUACCCGGGGGAAGAAGAGCUGCAGGCGGUUCAGAGGAUCGUCUCCCACUCUGAGCGAGCCCUGAAGUUGGUAUCAGACAAUCUGCUUGAGAAGAACAUCACGACUGCUGAUACUGAGAGCGGGGACUUGAAGAGCACCGCGAGCGCGGCCCGGCUCUUAAGAGGUGUGAUGCGGGUGGGCAUCCUCGCCAAAGGCCUACUACUUCGGGGCGACACGAACGUUCAACUCAUCCUGCUCACUUCUAAAAAACCCACCGUCUCUUUACUCAAGAGCAUUGCCAAGCAGUUGCCCAAGGAACUGGCGACAUUUUCUGAAGAUCAGUAUGAGGUGCAGGCUCACCCAGAGGAGGCCAGCGUCGUCAUAUUAUCGAGCAAGGAGCCCAUAAUGCAGGUGACCGUUUCUCUCACUUCGCCGCUCAUGAGGGACGACCCUGCUGCCGAGAAGGACAUGCAGGCAGGAGGAAAAGCGGCUGAGAAAGAUGAUGCUGAGAAUGACCCACCCGAUCCUCUGAAUAAGAAAACAUGUUUAGAACACUUGGCCGCACUUCGUCACGCCAAAUGGUUUCAGGCUCGUGCCAAUGGACUACAGUCCUGUGUCAUUGUCAUUCGAGUCUUAAGAGAUUUAUGUCAGCGGGUGCCCGUCUGGGGGAAGGUUCCAAGCUGGGCAAUUGAGCUGUUGGUGGAGAAAGUCAUCAGCAGUGCGACGGGCCCGCUUAGCCCAGGAGAAGCCUUACGCAGGGUGCUGGAGUCCAUGGCCACAGGAAUUCUUCUACCAGAUGGGUCAGGGUUGUUGGACCCUUGCGAGAAACAUCCAACAGAUGUCUUGGAGAGAAUGGAUCUUCAAGACAGGGAGGACGUAACUGCCAGCGCGCAGCACGCGCUACGGCUGCUUGCCUUCCGUCAGAUUCACCAGGUCCUUGGCAUGGAUUCCAUGCUCGCGACCAAGGCCGCCGUUCGCAACCGUAAACGCCUACGGGACGUCAGCGACACGAGCGAAGGCGAGGGGGAAGGCGAAGUCAAAAAGGAAAAAAAGGAAGAGGCCGUGAGUGCUUGACAUCCAGAAGGACAGCUCGCCAGUUUAGUAUCAGCUCAAAUGUCACCAUUUUAAAAAAAAAAAACAGAACUAAAUCGAGUCGAAAAGGGUGACU